UAUUUGAUACAAUUCCAGAUUUCAAAUUGACACUACCGAAAUGUUAGUGACAUAAAUCCAUUCAAACUCAGUUCCAGUUCAGUUUGUAUUAUUCACAAGAGUAAUUUCCGUUUUAUGCUUCUUAUUUUCGAAACCCUGUCAAAAACUGCUGAAAAAUGUCCGUUGUGAAACCCCUAUUUUCGAAUCAAAAAGCCUCACUUGCCUGUUACAAUCCCCCCAAAGGAAAACCACUCAGUAGGAAAAACGUGAGAAGAAUUGGCGUUAGAGAUGUACCACGAUUGUAUUCUCUGAGGAAUUCUAUAACUGAUAAGCUGUUCGGUGAUGCUGAUAUUUAUGACAUAGUGUACAAUUCUUGUUUGUCUCUCGGAGUAGAAGAUGAUGGUAAAUUAGUAGGAGCAGUAUGUUUGAACGAUUAUCCAAAUGUGAAGUCACUGCCUAGGUGGUCUUGGGACGGAUGGCUGAAAAGCAUGUUUAGUAUAGAAACGAUGACGACUGUAAAUUCGAAAUGGAUUCAGCUAUUACUAUUCGACGUCAGUUAUAUGGCGAGCUUUUUGACGCCCUUAAUGGAGGUACUAUUUUUAGAACACAGAAAAAUAAGAUAUGUUGCUCUUGCCAUACCGCCUGGCAUACCGAUGACCACCUACCUGACCGAACAUUCGACAAGGAUACCACCAAAAGAUUGUUUUGCCCUUCAAUCAACAACAUCAUUGGGUCUACUGGUGAAGAAAGACUUCUUCAAGCAGUAUAGAAUACGAAGAGCUGUGGAAGAAGAUAACGACGACAUAACUGAAAUCCUACAUAGAUACUCAAGCACAUUUAAAAAAUUAUACGGGGAAUACUUCAUUUCUGAACUGCUGACGAGGGUUGAAGGUACCUCUAGACAUAUAAUAGUUGCUGAAUUCAACGGUUACGCGGUGGCAGUUAUGAUACUGAAUAAGACCGUCAAUUACAACGUUCUUAACGAAUCCUUCGAGGUUGGACCGUUUCAUUCCUUCAAAACACCCCAUGAGGACGACGAGUACAUGCUGCCAACGGAAACGUAUAGGUCCUUUGUAGAUUUCAUGGAAGAGUCCAGUAUGGUGCUGCAUCCAUUCGAUCGGGCUUCCGUAUCUUCCGAAGAGCCAGAAUACGAGCCGCCGCGGUCUGAAAGCGGCUCCAUCGGUGAUUUUUACUCCAGUUCGGAAAGUAGCGAAGAAUCGUGGACGAUAGAUCCUUCGAUCGAUCUGUCUCUGAUGCUGAUCCACAGGGAAGAUUCCGUGUUCGAUUUCAACGAUUACUACACGAUACAGAGCCACACCAGUCUACUUUCCACCUGUUUGUUGAAUACGGAUGACUACGCGAGGCCCAGUCAACAGCAAGGAAGAAGGUCCAAGGGUUCCUCGUCCACAGAGUUCAAACCCGCGGUUCAAGACAUGUUAAGAAAAACCAUGAACAUUCCCGGAUUCUACGGUAGAGAAGACGCGUUCGCUCUAGAAGUCCUCGCAGCUCAUCCAGACUACGAAUCAUCGAAGGAAAUCUUACUGGAGUCGGCUUUCGAAUGUUUUCCUGACAGGAGCUACUGUUUGAUGUGCCUGCCGUCGAUAGAACCACCGGUCGAUUUUCUCAAAGAAUUUGUCAGGGUAACACCAAGAAGCAUCAGCACCUUUCCUCAUGAGCUUUUCGUGCGACAUCGGAACACCAUGGAUUGUGCUAUGUACGUCAGACUUUGCGUUGCGGAAGAUACCCCUUACGUGGAGGAAUUUCUGAAUCAGAUGCUCAAAACUGAAGGUGUUUUCGAGCAAUACGAAGAAUCUGUUAUAGAGGAGGAUAGCAGAUACGUAUCCCUGAUCAUGACCUGUGAAAAACAAAUCGUAGGAUUAGCCAUAAUAAGUCAAAAGGUGGACACGAACUACCUCUACGCUCAUUUCACCCUGUACAAAUGGACGGACGAAGCCAAACACGGACCCGGCACCCUAGCCAUGCUAGAAAACUUCCUGAUCUACCCGGUGUUCCAAAAAUACUGCAGGUACUUCCUCAACGAGAUACUGAGACUGGCCGAUUUCUCACUCCUGGUCUAUCUGGUGACGCCCGAGGACCUGGACGAAGUGAUCAAAGACCGUCCCCUGCUCAACUGCCUCCAGUACCUCGUGCCAGUGGCGCCGAGACGUAUGCCCGUCUACGAUCCCGAUUACAUAGAAGAGGCAUGUCUUCCCCCAACCUACGUCACGGAUCCUGGUACAGUCCUUUCGCUCUUCAUCGCCUCCACCCGAUUGUCAGGAGUCAAGAGGGUGGAAAUUAAUACUCGGAUAGUGGUCGUUGGCAGUGGGGAUACCGCCUUGGCCUUUUUGGAAACGCUGGUCUUUGGUUCUGACCCCGACUUGCUGGUGAUAUUCAACAAUAUAACCGUUGUAUCUCCACAUGGUUUGCCCUUCUACAAGGAAGUCUCCAAGGGAAGAACCCUUUUCCAAAUAAACAGGGGAAAUACAGUCUACCGUCUAAUCCUGAACAUGAACCUACGAAUAUAUGUGAACACGGUGCAUGGCGUGGUAAACAGGAUCAAGAGGAAAAAGAAAAUGAUCAUCGUCAACGACAUGACGAGUCUGUACUACGACUACCUAGUUUUAUUUUGCGGGGAACAAUACAAGGUGCCCAAACUGGAAUUCAAAGCUCGGAAGAAAUUCUCCGAUUUUCCGGACAACGCGUUCAUGAUCAAUACCGACAACGACAUUGUUCAGGUGUUCAACAAGAUUCGAAGGCAAAAGAGGGAUUUUAUGGACUGGCGUAGGAUGGGGGAUGAGCGAAUCAUCAUAUACGGCAAAGACAUGAGAGCCAUCGCUUGUCUGGGAGCUCUUGUGGAAUACGGAAUACCAUCGUCCCUCCUGGUACUCGUUGAACCGACCGUCGGCGAACACAUCACCAGCGAAUAUGCGAAAAAUCCCAAUUUCGAUUUUCCCGAUCCAGAAAUAUCCGAGGCGAUCGACAGGCUCAUCAUGAAGCUGGGCGUGAAACUGUACAGGGGAUACAAGCUGCGCGACUGGGUAAUCAGCGACGAUAAUAAAAUAACCCACAUCGAGAUCUACUCGAAAUCGACGUCCCGGAAACUGAAGUGUAAAUUCGUCUUCUUGUACGCUGAGAAGAGCAUAAGCUACAAGACCUAUCAGGCCAUUUAUAAGGCUGGAUUGGUGUUCGACGGUAAACUGGUGAUAGACUCCAACUUCUGCACGAAUGACCCCUACAUCUUCGCGGCCGGUUCCUUGACCCAAUAUUCGAAAAAGUACCACGCCGACCACAUGAGUCACAGAUACUACAACGCCCACGAAGUUGGAUCGACUAUAGGACGUCAGUUUCGCAACAUGCUCAUCCCAGAGAGCCUCAGAAAAUUCGAAAGGGGAUCGUCGAGACAUCUGCCGAAACAGAUCGGUUCCUUGCCGCGGUUCCACGAGCCGAUAGUCGAGCAUUGUCUCUUGCCCGGAGGUGUUUUCUACUUGAACGUCACGGCACCUGGAAGGCACAUCCCUGUAGAGAUAGAGAUGACAUCGGAUGAUUAUGGCCAACUUCUUGUGACUGGUGAUUACGAACACUUGGAGAGGCAAGGGUACUUCAGACUUCACAUCAAUCGACUGAACACUGUAGAAACUAUAAGUUGCCUCAGUAAACAGCCUUUGGAUGUCGAAAAUUUGGUGAGUUUAUGGGGUAAAAACGUUACUGUGUUGAAUGAUCUGUUGGUAAGAUUCGAAAUGGGCGUUAUAAACGAUUUCUUCGAGUUCUUCAAGGAGCCCUGGCUCUGCGGUAUCGUUUACGAUAAGUUCCCUCAGCUUUUGGAUGAGGUCAGGGAGUUGUUCCUGAAUGAAGAGGUUGAAGAUGACAAAACUAUGGUUGAAAUAGUGACUGAGUACUUCGAGACAAAUAAAUGGGGCAUUCUAACUGAACGGCAAAACUAUGAAAUAAGCUGCAUACUUAGAGACAGUACGGUCAUAAAUGAGAUCGAAGAAAAAGUACUCGAAUACAUCCAGAAGAACAGGAUUCAUCUGCCCAUGUUUGCUUACCCAAGUUUAAUUCAAAGGUUAUUAGAGAAUCACACGAAGAGUCCCAUGUUCACCAAGUGAAAUACCUAAAUAUACUUAGAUUGUCAGGUUUUAAUAAGGUGUAUUAGCCAUUUUUUGUAUUUAUCCCGUGUUCAAAAUAGUAUAUGCAACAUCCAAAUAAAGUGUGAAAUAUAAAUACAUUUAAUGG
This is a messenger RNA of Coccinella septempunctata (seven-spotted ladybird), 4212 nucleotides long. Its product is annotated as cilia- and flagella-associated protein 61-like. Bases 156 to 4085 code for a protein of 1309 amino acids. Gene Ontology annotation, molecular function: oxidoreductase activity. The record is from RefSeq and is a predicted model, not a curated record. NCBI's taxonomy places the organism in Eukaryota, Metazoa, Arthropoda, Insecta, Coleoptera, Coccinellidae. The transcript has 15 exons.